Drosophila erecta is the source of this 1058-nucleotide messenger RNA. It is a transcript of the gene CAH5, whose product is annotated as carbonic anhydrase 2. Lineage: Eukaryota; Metazoa; Arthropoda; Insecta; Diptera; Drosophilidae. The transcript is spliced from 5 exons. Gene Ontology annotation, cellular component: cytoplasm. Gene Ontology annotation, molecular function: carbonate dehydratase activity; zinc ion binding. The record is from RefSeq and is a predicted model, not a curated record. The coding region runs from base 91 to 999 and encodes 302 amino acids.
CUGUUUGGAGCCGAGAAGCUCACAGUCUGACUGGAAUCCCCCAGGCGAACGGAUCUGAAAGUACUUACAAGAAAAGUUCCUAGCUAAGCAAUGUUUUCUAUCGGCUUUUGCUGGCUUCUAGCCCUUUGCGGUUGCACUUUUGCCUAUAUAGAGCUCCCGGAGGCCUAUCUCACUGCUAUUAAGCAGGAUCGGGCAGACGAGCAGGCGGCAGGCGAGUACAACUACGAUGAGCAGGGCGAUGACUGGACGGGAACGUGCCAAAGUGGGGAGAACCAGUCUCCCAUAGAUUUGAUUUAUGAAGAUUCCAAAAUUGUGGCGAUUCCGCGCCUGCGUUUCAACUACUAUGAUCAACCAUUGCAAACCCCCUUGGUGAUUAUCAAUAAUGGACACACAGCUAACAUGGUAAUACCGCAAACUCGAGGUGGCCAACGGCCCUCCAUUAAUGGCAGCCUCUUGCCCGGAAACUUCGAGGCCCAGAGCGUGCAUUUCCAUUGGGGAUCAGGGAACUCCAAGGGAUCGGAGCACGCCAUCAACUUUCAGCGUUACGACGUGGAGAUGCACAUCGUUCAUAAGAACACCAUAUACGAUACGAUGGGCGAGGCCACCAUGCAUCCCGAUGGCCUGGCUGUUCUGGGGGUUAUGUUCAGAGCGGUGGAUCGGCAAAUCUCCCAGCACUACGGACUCAACAAGAUCUUCAACCAGCUGCCGAGAAUCGUGCAAUACAACUCCAAUGCCACGAUAACCGGCAGACUGACCGUGGGCCAGUUGCUGGGUAAUAUUGUGACUGGAGAGUUCUUCACGUACAAUGGAUCUCUGACCACACCGGAUUGUGCCGAAGCGGUCACGUGGACCGUUUUCCCCGAUGUUCUUGACUAUCCGCGUCGUCAGAUCGCAAAACUCUGGAACCUCAGAGACUCGCGAAAGAAACCGCUCAUCGAUAAUUAUCGCAGCAUUCAGGACACCAAUAACAGAGAUGUCUAUUACCGAGCCAUUCAAUAAAGAAUAUUUAAGUAAAUAACACCUUAAUUUUGAUUUGUUAUAUUUCUUUUACAUCACCC